GAGAUGAGAUUACUGAAGAUUAAAAACCAAGCAUGUUCUCGAUUUGACCACCAAUUGCACUUGUUUACUCAUUACUUGCCAUUUUCCAAACAACUGCUAUAUCUUGACACUUAGUUACUAGGCUUAUACAACGUUUCAAAAUACCUCAAGCCAUCAAGUUUACACUUUAGUGAUAGCCUACAUCGUUAGAUAACGCUUAUCUUAUUUUGAAAAACCUCCGAAGUGUCACUAUCUAACUGUCCUGCGGGUUGAGUGCAGAGAGGAGCUAAUGUUUGAAGAGAAGAGGACACGCUGAUAAUAUCCACGCGCGAGACUAUCCAGCGACCAUUUAACUGAAUGGUGACCCAACAAAGAUGGCUGGUACAGGAAUGUGUUGUGCCAGCCUGGAGGAGCCGAAGACCCUGAUGAAGAUGGGUCUGAGCAUGGUCCUCAUCGGUCACAUGAACUUCCUGUUGGGAGCGCUGGUGCACGGCGUGGUGCUCCGACACAUCAACCUCCACAAGCAGGCCCGCGCCAUGGAGUACGCCAUCUCCAACGUGGUCGCCCUCACCUGCGGCCUCGUAGGAAUUGUCGUUGGCAUUCUGGCUAUCAUCCUGUCGAAAAACAAGAAGAGCAAAGGCCUGACGUGGUCCCUUCUCACCGUCGGAGUGGUUGCAGCACUAAUGGCGGCGGCCUCGGCCAUUGGACUCUUCGUCUCCAUGGUGAGGACCAUCAUUCACGAUGGGCGGAGCCUCCUGACUCACUGCCGCUUCCCCGACGCCAUCGGCUACUCCAGCAUCACCAACGAGUGUCCUUUUGACCCCACGCGCAUCUAUAGCACCACCCUGAUCCUGUGGGUGCCUCUCAUCGUGACUUGUGUGAUCCAGAUGGUGUUUUCGGCCCGGUGCUCUGCUGUCUGCUUCUCGUUCCUGGGUCUACCUUGCUGCCCUAACAGGAAGAGGAGCAGGGACUUUGGCAGAUCGAUCAAUGUGGUGAGGCCGAUUGAGGAAGCUGCUCCCCCUCGCUACGCUGAACCUCCCAGAAGCUACGCAGAAUCUUCGAGAAGCAAUGCUGAAUCUCAGAGAAGCUACGCUGAAUCUCAGAGAAGCUACGCUCAGUCUUCAAGAAGCAACGCUGAAUCUCAGAGAAGCAAUGCUGAAUCUCAGAGAAGCUACGCUCAGUCUUCAAGAAGCAACGCUGAAUCUCAGAGAAGCUACGCUGAAUCUCAGAGAAGCUACGCUCAGUCUUCGAGAAGCUACAAUGAACCUCAGAGACAGCAGGGAAAACCUCCUCCUCUUCCCCAGCACCUUCCCAAACAUCAUCAGAGUCUUCCUCCCUCGGAUAGACGUCCCCUUCGCCCGCAGCACAAGGAAAGGUCAGACCGAGAGAGUCAGGAAACCAGAGCUGGCAGCCAGCAAAGGCCACCGGAGCAGCACAAACUUCUGGAGAGAGGAACGAUGGAGAGGUCCAGCUUCUGGAUUUAGACAAAUGGAACAUACCUAAAGACCAAAGGCAUCAUACUCAGCUCCCAAUGUUCCGUCAGAACUUCAACACUACGAGCUCAAAGCUGGGUAUGUUUUAAUUAACAGUGCCGAUGUUUGAAAUAUUGGAAGCUCAGGGUCUCUAUUCAUAUCAGGACAGACAGAUGAGGAAAAUCCUUCAAAGUGAGGACAUGGUGCCUGUUCAUUCAGAAGAGGAACAAGAGUUUGGCAUUUUGGAGAAUUUAUUGUCUCGCUUUCUUGCCCGAGAGGUAAAUAAGAAGAUUGAUGUCGCUCACGUUUCUGUCGGACAGCUACCAACACCUCUACAGCUCACUAAUUACCAACAAGUUUUCCAUUUGAUUCAUUUGUUUUUGCACCGAUGAUUGGUAUCGAUCUUCACGUCUAACUCUCGGGAAGUAAUCAAUAACAUGAAUUUGUUUUUAAUGUUUUAUUUAACACAUAUAAUGGAGGCAGGUACAGUAGAAACAGUCCUCACAACUCAAGUGAACAGAGUGCCUUCAUUAUUUGUAUUCUGUUUUUAUUAAGGAUGGAGAUGUCUGAGUGAAUGAGUGUAAGUGUGUAUGCUUUUGUUCUGAUGUUGGUUCCCUACUGCAAGUGUUUUAUAUUUAUUACAUUCAACAAGUAAAUAAAGUUUCUAUUCCUAAUUCUG
This is a messenger RNA of Eleginops maclovinus (Patagonian blennie), 2130 nucleotides long. RefSeq lists its product as uncharacterized. The transcript has 6 exons. The coding region runs from base 354 to 1463 and encodes 369 amino acids. The record is from RefSeq and is a predicted model, not a curated record. Lineage: Eukaryota; Metazoa; Chordata; Actinopteri; Perciformes; Eleginopidae.